Molecule: messenger RNA, 993 nt
Organism: Dicrocoelium dendriticum
Lineage: Eukaryota; Metazoa; Platyhelminthes; Trematoda; Plagiorchiida; Dicrocoeliidae
Source: the annotation of a GenBank genome assembly
AAACAAGCCGCGAUGAGCAAACCUAUUUUUAGUUUCCGCGAUAGCGUUAAACACCAUGGUAAAUACAAUGAGCAUUGCCAAGCAAACACCUGAAGGAAUGGAUUUUAUUGACCUGCAAAAGUUCUCCUCUGAAGUGAUCGACGAUGAUUCGCACACAUUUUGGCUGUUUGCUUAUGGUCUACUUUUAUGGUAUCCCGAUUUCGAAGCGGACGAGCGCAUACUCGGCUAUGUGGAUAAUGUGAAACGAAAGCUAUGUCACGCUAGCCACAUGCUAGGUGAUGACAGUUGGCCAGGACGUGUGGCAUCGUUGGUUCAUGCUCCGGGAGAGCGUACAUGGGGUGCGGUUUACAAACUGAGUGAUCGUAGAAAUAAGAUUGCGACAUUUGACAAACUUUGUAAUCGGGAAAUAUCUGAGGGCUACAGAUUGGCCAUGGUCAAUUUUGUGCCAAUCAACUCUCCAGGUAUCAUUCGUGCCGCGGUAUUUGUCACUGAUCCUAGUGCCAAUCGCAGUCUAGUCGAGGUCACUCUCCCAUGGCAGGCCUACCAGAUAUUUUGCGCACACGGAAUCCACGGUCCCAACAGAACGUAUGUGUAUAAAAUUGCUGAUUUCCUUAAAACUGAAAUUGUGCCAUUAUAUCCGGAAGAUCUUGGAGCUCGGCAAGACGAUUCAAUUCUACUAAGCACACUGGUUCAAGAGUUCGAGAGCAACCAGCGCGAAAUCAGUCCAGAGGAGGCGCAAAGUAUGAAACCACAAAUACUGCCAGCCAACUGAAGUUUAAAUUUUAUCACAAAUUAUUUUUCUUCUGAUUUCUUUUGGAGCCGCAGUUUUACCGCAGAGGAAAGAGCGCUGCAUUUAUUUUCGUUUUCACCGGGACGCCGGUUAAAAUAUCUGUGAUAUUUUAUUUUGUCCUCUAAUUCAAUUGGAAUAUACUUUUGAGUUUAUUAUCUGUCUCCAAUAAUGUUUUCACAAUGUUGUAGCACAAUUCCCCUUCC